Aspergillus fijiensis CBS 313.89 is the source of this 1617-nucleotide messenger RNA. Its product is annotated as Rft-1-domain-containing protein. The coding region runs from base 1 to 1617 and encodes 538 amino acids. The transcript has 2 exons. Gene Ontology annotation, cellular component: endoplasmic reticulum membrane. Gene Ontology annotation, biological process: dolichol-linked oligosaccharide biosynthetic process; glycolipid translocation. The record is from RefSeq and is a predicted model, not a curated record. Lineage: Eukaryota; Fungi; Ascomycota; Eurotiomycetes; Eurotiales; Aspergillaceae.
AUGCCAUCGCCGGAUGAUGAAGCUAGCUCUUUGCUAGCGUCACCAGCUUCUGGUACAACGCUUCUGGUCCUCGUUCAAUUGACCUCAAAGAUAUUCACUUUUACGGCAAAUCAGUUGAUCUUGAGAGAUCUACCACCAGCUUUUCUAGGAGUUGCAGCCCAGCUGGACCUAUACUCCAUUACACUGCUGUUUUUUUCUCGGGAAAGUAUCAGACUGGCGAUUCAAAGGCAACCGCUUGUUACCUCUGUUUCCUCGGAUUCAAGUAGUCAUGGUAAAGCCGCAAUUGACAACAAAUUCAGCGCAACUAAACAACCAAGAACCCAAGAAGUGGAAUCACAGUCCGUGGUCAAUAUGUCCUACUUGAGUCUGGGAAUGGGACUUCUCUUAGCCAUGAUACUCGGUACCUCUUACAUUCGUCUUGCCUCGGAUGAAGUUUCUCAAACACCGUCUUAUCACCAAAGUGUGAAAAUAAUUACCAUCGCAUCUCUAAUAGAACUUGCAAGCGAGCCAUGUUUUAACGUGAUGCAGAGGUAUAUGCUGUACAGGCAACGUGCACUUGUUGAGAUGAGUGCUGCAUUCAUGAAAAGCUUGGUAACUUGUUUUGUUUUCCUGUGGGCUGCCUACUAUAAUAUCACCGUUGGUGUUCUGCCGUUUGCACUCGGACACUUGAGCUAUGCAUGUGCACUUCUUUGUGGUUAUUUUAUAGCUAUCAGAAAGAUGCCAAGGCAUCCAGACUUCUCUUUGCUGCUCACAAGAUUGCAUGAUCGCCACAGCUAUGUGGCUAACAAAUUCCCAUGGCCAAUGAUCUCAUUGGCUGCAAGUUUGUUUCUUCAGUCCAUCGUCAAACAUCUACUCACGCAAGGGGAUUCAAUGAUCCUAGCGACAAUGACAAGCCUAGAAGAUCAGGGCAUCUAUGCCCUCGCCUCAAACUAUGGUGGUCUCGUGGCCCGCAUACUUUUUCAGCCCAUUGAAGAAAGUAGUCGGGCCAUCUUCUCAUCACUGCUUCAUAGCAACUACCUUGAAAAGCGACGCACGGGGAAUGUCAGUCGCGCCAAAACACAUCUAGCCGACAUCCUGCGCGCCUACAGUCUGGUAGCUGCAGUGGCCUUUCCCCUCGGUCCAGCUUUGGUACCUCUAGUGCUCGAUUUCCUGGGUGGGCGCAGCUGGGCUUCGCCUACGGUGAGUAGCUUACUAUCUCUUUACUGCCUUUAUAUACCAUUCUUGGCUUUCAAUGGUAUAAGUGAGGCAUUCGUUUCUUCGGCUGCUAGUCCUUCAGAAGUUCGCAAACAGGCACUAUGGAUGGGAGUGUUCUCAACUUGUUAUGUUUCAGCAGCGUACGUAUUCUUAGUUGUCGGUGAUUUGGGUGCUCAAGGGAUGGUCUAUGCCAACAUCGUCAAUAUGGCGGUUCGUACUAUCUGGAGCUUUUUAUUCAUUCGGUCAUUCCUACAACGUUGCACCUUGGCAUUAAGGCCAUCCGAGUUCCUUCCCCGGCCCCAGACUUUUCUGGCUGGCAUCAUGAUAUCGACAGCUUUUAUGAGAAAUGGAUCCUACAGGGUCAACUCUAGAGAUUUUUCAGGCACCUUGAUUUAUAGCGCUAUAUACAUUAUAUUUGUGUAA